AUGCCUCCUGUAUGCAACAACGUCUUCUCUGGAAAGGAUGCACUUUCGAAGUUCUACGAUCCGGACUCAAAUCCAUUACUUCCGCUGGUCGAGAUUCCAGUUCAUCCGUUUGAAGAAGAUGGCGUCCACAUCUACGCCAAGAUGUUGACUUUCCUUCCCGCUGCCAAUGUGAAAUCACUGCCGGCAUUGAAUAUGCUUCAGAAAGCCAAACAAGAGGGGAGGGUCGACGCAUCCACCAAUAUCGUUGAAUACUCGUCCGGCAGCACAAUCAUGUCACUAGCAAUCCUAAGUAAAGUAAUGGGACUCAACGGUGCCAUUGCAUAUGUGUCCAAUAAAACAACCAAGAGCAAACUCAAUCUUCUAAGAUUUUUUGGUUUGGAAACUAAACUCUUUGCCGGACCUGGACAGCCAUCACCUCAGGAUUCUAAUGGCGGAAUUUUCAGAGCCGCUGUAGACGGUCAGACCAACCAUAAUUACAAUCCAAGUCAAUAUCUGAAUCCCAAUAACUAUCUCGCCCACCAACGUUGGACAGGUCCUCAAAUCGCUGAGCAGUUGCCCAAUAUCUCUGCAUUUGCGGCUGGAAUGGGGACCACCGGUACAAUGACUGGAACCGGGUCAUAUCUCAAACAAUUCAAUCCUGAGAUUGUGAACGUUGGCGUCUGCACCGCACCUGGAGAUCUUGUGCAUGGGCCUCGAAAUCUAUCCCUUGUUGGUGACAUACCAUUUCCGUGGCAAGACACGGUCGAUGUGCUGGAAGAAGCCUCCACCUUCGAGUCAUUUGCAGCUAGUCUGCAACUCUGCAGAAACGGUCUUCUGUGUGGCCCAAGUUCUGGCCUUGCAAAAGUAGGACUAUUCAAGUUCUUGGAAAAGGCUAAGCUCGAAGGUAGACUUGACCAUUUGAGAGCUAGUGAUGGCUCAAUCAACUGUGUCUUCACAUGCUGUGAUCUUCCAUAUCAGUAUGUUGAUGAAUAUUUCCAGAUCCUUGGAGAGAACUACUUCCCCCCGGUUCAGGAGGAAGCACUGCUUGAUGUCGACUGUUACCCAUAUCAACCCGAAUGGGAGCUGUCAGCAGAAGUCAUCUUAUCCAAGAUUCUGAUCUACAUAUCGAGUGUAAAGUCGUUAGGAGGUGAGACGAAAAAGCAUCGCAUUGGGCCAAUGUCCUCCACAGAGCCUCGCACCGGAGAAGAUGUGCUUAUCUUGGACAUUCGGAAUGAGGUAGACUUCAACAGGCGUCAUUUUCCUGCAGCCAUAUGUCUUGACAUAGGAAACAAUGCCGAGUCUCCGAAUCCGUUCCUUGAUACACCUACCAUGGUUAAGCAAUGGCGUAGCCUUGAUCAGCGUUUAUCCCCUGAUAACGGAAUCUUCGGCGAGGAACUUGAUGGGAAAACAGUGGUAGUGUUCUGCUACGACGGAAAUACUUCACGCAUAGCAACUAGCAUCCUCCAAUAUCGCGGCGUUGAAGCAUAUUCCUGUGCAGGAGGGAUCGGUGUUUGUUGGGAGCUACUAAAUCUUGUUGACGGACGGGAACAUGAAGACUAA
Lentinula edodes (shiitake mushroom) is the source of this 1539-nucleotide messenger RNA. Its product is annotated as cysteine synthase-like protein B. The transcript has 10 exons. Bases 1 to 1539 code for a protein of 512 amino acids. The record is from RefSeq and is a predicted model, not a curated record. Gene Ontology annotation, cellular component: cytoplasm. Lineage: Eukaryota; Fungi; Basidiomycota; Agaricomycetes; Agaricales; Omphalotaceae. Gene Ontology annotation, molecular function: cystathionine beta-synthase activity; cysteine synthase activity.